AUGGAAUUGCAUGUCAAGCUUCACAAAGAAGAGAGUGACUUACUUGCUAAUCCCAAUUUAUACCGAAAGUUGGUAGGUAGCCUUGUCUAUCUCACCCUUACUAGACUGGACAUUUCCGUUGCAGUACAGCGAGCACUUCUCCUCGUCUUACUGCUUAUAACGACACCGAUUGGGCCGGUUGUGCGGAUACAUGUCGUUCCAUCAUUGGUUGGUGUGUUCUUAGGUGAUGCAUUGAUCUCCUGGAAGAGUAAGAAGCAAGAUAGAGUCUCUAAGUCAUCUACCGAAUCUGAGUAUCGGGCGAUGUCUCUUGCUCGUUCUGAAAUUAUUUAG
This is a messenger RNA of Juglans regia (Persian walnut), 330 nucleotides long. RefSeq lists its product as uncharacterized. The transcript is spliced from 2 exons. NCBI's taxonomy places the organism in Eukaryota, Viridiplantae, Streptophyta, Magnoliopsida, Fagales, Juglandaceae. Bases 1 to 330 code for a protein of 109 amino acids. The record is from RefSeq and is a predicted model, not a curated record.